This is a messenger RNA of Nerophis lumbriciformis (worm pipefish), 165 nucleotides long. Lineage: Eukaryota; Metazoa; Chordata; Actinopteri; Syngnathiformes; Syngnathidae. The record is from RefSeq and is a predicted model, not a curated record.
AUGGCCGGAAGCGUGUUUGCACGUUGGUGGGCCAAGAUGAGCCCGUACUACACCAAAGCGUAUCAAGAGAUGUGGGUGGGUGUUGGCCUCAUGGCGUACGUCUACUACAAAAUCUCCUAUGGAGGCAAGAAGGCAGUGAAGGACAGUAAGUAUCCAAACUUCUAA